AUGUGGACAAUUAAUAGUUUUUUGUGCUGGGAAUUGGAGACUGGAGGUCUUGUAAUCGGAUGGCUUUGCUUAAUUUCAUAUAUUUUAACUUCAUUAAUUUUGGGAUUUGUAUCCCUUGCAAUGGUCAUUUUAUCUUGUGAGGAGAUUGACGAAUAUUUUGAUCAUUCUAUGUCAAUAUGUGAAAACUAUUCUUUGUAUCUGUUCAUCAUUGUUUUUGGUACGAUUUUGUGUAUCUUGUCUGCUUAUUUAGCUUACUUGUUGAUAAAAGGAACAAAACAACGAAAUCAUUCUCUUAUCAUGCCGAUGAUGAUAUCAAUGGUCUUUGGAACUGCAUUAGAAUUGCUGAAUUUACUAAAACUUCGUACUCUCCAGCAAUAUGUUCAGGAUUUGGUUACAAUUAUCAUUUACUGCUACAUGACUCUCGUUCUCUUUUCGCUUUAUGACAAAUUCAAGAAGGAGAAAACUCAGAAAGAAACUGAACAAAAUCAAGGAACUGCAGACAUGAAAGUUUAA
Molecule: messenger RNA, 513 nt
Organism: Clunio marinus
Lineage: Eukaryota; Metazoa; Arthropoda; Insecta; Diptera; Chironomidae
Source: the annotation of a GenBank genome assembly